AAUAACUUCUUUCACUAUUUCACGCUAAAGUAAAUGUUUUUAAAAAGCCUAUGUUUUUAAAAGCCUAAAUGUUUGGUGACGCAUGCUCGGUUUCGCCCUCUACAGACGGGAGCGAAUCCCCUAACGUUAAUCCAAAGAUUUCGAACAGAGAACUAACUGGACAUUUCCUAUGAUACACACACAUAUACACCAGAAUUUGCAAGGCUAAUACUUGAGGAUCUUAAGGAUAAGGUGUAACAAAAAUGAUACUUAUGAAGCUGUGUGGUGUGUAUUUGUUUCCACGGGAAGGUUAUGUGGAUAUUGCUCGUUGCUAAUACUUGGAGGACAACGCCUGGAAGAGAGGACACCGUUUGACGUUAUUCUGAGAGGCAAAUCGGCACGGACACUUUCACAAACAUGGCUCAUGCAGUUUGUUCUCGUCUCGUUAAAAACGCCUUUAUGUGGCUGAUGCUUCACACACUCGUCGACUGCUGUGGAGGCUCAGUAACGCAGCAGACGUCUCAGCUCUCUUCAUAUGAGGUGACUGUACCGAGGCGCAUCAGCAGACAGAGGAGAAACCAGGACAGUGCAGAUAAGGUGUCAUACAUAAUCCAAGCUCAAGGAAAAGAACAUGUUGUCAUCCUAGAGAGAAAUGAAUUGCUACUUCCAGAGGACUUCACUGUGUACUCUUACGCCAAAGAUGGCUCGCUGGUCACUGAGAGAUUAAACAUGACUGGUCAUUGUCAUUAUAGUGGUUACAUAGAAGAUGUGGAGGGAUCUUCUGCAGCACUCAGCCUGUGCUCUGGGUUAAGGGGCGUUAUCCACACUGAGGGCACCAGUUUUGGAAUCGAACCGCUGGAAGGUUCCUCCAGUGAUGAACACUUGGUUUAUCGUUUGGAGGACGUACAGACACAACCUCUCAACUGUGGAACCCCUCACCCUUAUAACCAUGACAACCAAUCUUCACCAAGGCAACCUAUAAUCAGCCAUACCCAUAACAUCACGUUUGGUCAAGCUGGCAUCCAUUUAAGGCAAAAGAGGGCAGUGCUACACCAGACACACUACGUGGAGCUGCUGAUGGUGGUGGAUAAUGAGAGAUAUAACUACAAAAACAGAAAUCAUACAGCAGUUCGUGAGGAGGUGGUGCAGAUUGCUAACUAUGUUGAUAGUAUGUAUAUACCUCUGAAUAUUCGAAUUGUUUUGGUGGGGCUGGAGGUCUGGAACGUGCAGAACUUGAUCAAUAUUGAUGGCAGCGCUGGAGAGGUAUUGGGCCGCUUUACUCAAUGGAGAGAAAAAGAGCUUGUCCAUCGUCGACGCCAUGACAGUGCACAGCUCAUCCUAAAGAAAGGGUUCGGUGGAACAGCAGGCAUGGCGUUUGUUGGCACAGCUUGUUCCAGAAGUCACGGUGGCGGAAUUAAUGCGUUCACCAAUAAUAACGUGAUGUCCUUUGCCUCCAUUGUGGCUCAUGAGCUGGGUCACAAUCUUGGGAUGAACCACGAUGAUGGCCGAAACUGUAAAUGCGAUGUCACACACUGCAUUAUGAACUCGGGAGCAACUGGUUCUCGUAACUUCAGCAGCUGUAGUGCCGAUGACUUUGAGAAGAUGAUCUUGAAUUCGGGGGGCCGCUGUCUGCUGAACAUACCGCGGCCUGAUGAGGCGUACAGCGCCCCCUUCUGCGGGAACAAGCUGGUGGACGUGGGUGAAGAGUGUGACUGCGGAUCAGAGGAAGAGUGUGAGAAGGACCCUUGCUGUGAGGCGAAGACGUGUAAGCUGAGGUCAGGUGCUCAGUGUGCGUUUGGAGUCUGCUGCAAGAAUUGCUGGUUUUUGCCUGGAGGCAGCGUGUGCAGAAGCAGCACUGACGAAUGUGAUUUGGCGGAGUACUGUAACGGCUCAUCUGCACUCUGUCAGAAUGAUGUCUUCAAACAGGACGGCCAUCCCUGCAAACAAGACACGGCAUACUGCUACAAUGGCCAGUGUCAGCACUAUGACACUCAGUGUCAGGACAUAUUUGGCAAGAAGGCUAAAGCUGCUCCUGAGCUGUGUUUUAAGGAUGUUAACUCUAAAGGCGAUCGCUUUGGAAACUGUGGCUACCAUUCCAGUGGAUUCAAGAAAUGUGAAAGCAGGAACGCCAUGUGUGGGAAGCUACAGUGUGAGAAUGUUCAGUUGUCUGUCAUAUUCGGCAUCAAGCCAUCAAUCAUCCAGACCCCCAUUGCGGGCACUACCUGCUGGGGUGUGGACUUCCUGUUGGGCUCUGACGUACCUGAUCCCGGCAUGGUCAAUGAGGGCACCAAGUGUGGAGAUAAUAAGGUUUGUCUGAAUUUUGAGUGCAGAAGUGCAGACGUGCUGAAUUAUGACUGUGACGUUGAGAAGAAAUGCCAUGGCCAUGGGGUUUGUAACAGCAAUAAAAACUGCCACUGUGAAUACGGCUGGGCUCCUCCGUUCUGUGAGGCUUCUGGGUAUGGAGGAAGCAUCGACAGCGGACCCACCUGGAACGAUAAAGAUACUUCCAUGAGGGACGGUCUGCUUGUGUUCUUCUUCCUUGUUCUUCCUCUUUUGGCCUUGAGUUUGUACGUGUUCUUUAAGAGAAAUGAGCUGAAACAACGCUUUCUUAGAAAGAAACGCUCUCAGGCUUAUGAAGAUGAAAGCAGACCGCAGGCUACAGUGUCCCAACGAGGAAAUCCCAAGAGUAUAGUAAAGGAUGGGCACCAGACUCAGUUAUUGCCACCAGAGGAGGUGGUUCAUACUAAUAAAUCAGCCUCUGUGCCAUCUUAUGCCACCAGACCGCCACCGCCACCAUUUACACGACCAUCCGCUCCCCACCAACAACCGAAGCCUCAAAGACCAGCGCCGGCACCCCCAGUAUAACACACCACAACACAUGCUGCCCUGACAGUUAUUUCUGUCUGCCAUGGACGGGCCAAGUGAGAAAUGUACAGUGGGCGGAGUCAAGGACAAAUCAGGUGGUCGCACCCUUUCCCCCACUUAUACCCCACCUCCGUCUGUGAGCAGCUGUCAACUGUCAAUCAAACGGUGAGACGGUCACACUGUUACUAAAGGAGCCUCCACUCGCAAUACGUCAUCGAGUGCGUGAUGGAAGUGGGAGAACUAAAUGCCAAUUAAAUGCCUGUCACCUGACAAAAGAUGUCGAUGGCAACGGACUGAUCUUCUUAAACGUGUUACAAUUCAUAUGUACUAUAUAGGACCACUGUGACUGAUUGCACUUCAGUAAUAUUCACUGUUAUGUUUGGGUUUUUUUAGGAAUGUACAGUGAAAAUGCUUUUUUUUUUAGCACAACAGCCAAUCAUUGCGCCAAUAUUGUAAUAUGCAAAGAACAAAUGGAUUAAUGCAAGCCUUUAGUUUACUAUUUAGUGUAAUCUGACAAGGUUAUCGACACAUUAGUGGAGAUGCGAUAACUGCAGAUUGUUCUCUUUCUGGUUCACUGUGGCACAUAAGAUUCAGAAUAAAAUUAAAUUAAGUUUUCUUUUAUGAUGAGAAGCGAAAUACGUUAAAGUGAUUUUGUCCUUUUUAUUAUCAUUUGAAAUCGUUGUUACCCAAGAAAGUGAUUGAAAUAUAUAAAGUAUGAUUUAACUUUUAUACAUAGUUUUAUUUACAGGUUUAUUUAUAUGUAACUUUGAAAAAUAAUUAGCUUUUAGUUAUUUGCCAAGUGAAAUAAUGUCUGCGGUGAGGCAUAAAUCAGGUAAUAAUAAAUACUUUCUUUAGAAAAUAACUGCUGAGGCAUUUAAGGGAUACACUACCUGACAAAAGUCUUGUCGUCUAUUUAAGUUUUAGAAACAACUAAUAAUAUCCUGACUUCUAGUUGAUCAAUUGGUAUCAGAAGUGGCUUAUAUGAAAGGCAAAGGCCUCUAGAUUACGCUAAUUUUACCUAAAUAAAAUAUGAUCAUGCCUUGAUUCGUCUGAUUUUGCUAAGACAAAAGUCUUGUCACUUAACAGAAAUAAUGCACAGUAUAGAAUAGAAAGUCAUGGUGCAGUGGAAAAAGGAAUAUUGUGUUUGAAACUGUUCUUGCAGGACUCCCAGAGUUCAUCAAGAUCCUUUGGAUUCAUCUUCAAUGCCUCCUCCUCCAUCUUACCCCAGACAUGCUCAAUAAUGUUCAUGUCUGGUGACUGGGCUGGCCAAUCCUGCACCUUGACCUUCUUUGCUUUCAGAAACUUUGAUGUGGAGGCUGAAGUAUGAGGAGCGCUAUCCUGCUGAAGAGCACUCUCCUGUGGUUUGUAAUAUAAUCUGCAGCACAAAUGUCUUGAUACCUCAGGCUGUUGAUGUUGAUGUUGCACAUCCCCAUACUAAAUGUAAUUCCAAACCAGGAUUUUUCCUUCACCAAACUUGAUUGAUUUCUGUGAGAAUCUUGGGUCCAUCCUGGUUCCAAUAGGUCUUCGUAUUUGUGA
Molecule: messenger RNA, 4380 nt
Organism: Danio aesculapii
Lineage: Eukaryota; Metazoa; Chordata; Actinopteri; Cypriniformes; Danionidae
Gene: adam9a
Product: ADAM metallopeptidase domain 9
Exons: 23
Coding region: 397-2844 (815 amino acids)
Biological process (GO): proteolysis
Cellular component (GO): plasma membrane
Molecular function (GO): metalloendopeptidase activity
Source: RefSeq, a predicted model, not a curated record